Molecule: messenger RNA, 1389 nt
Organism: Clarias gariepinus (North African catfish)
Lineage: Eukaryota; Metazoa; Chordata; Actinopteri; Siluriformes; Clariidae
Gene: srgn
Product: serglycin
Exons: 3
Coding region: 90-506 (138 amino acids)
Source: RefSeq, a predicted model, not a curated record
ACAAAAGCUAGUCGGUGCCCUCGCGCGCACAUCUUUUACUGAUUCUUGGAUUCGUGUAAGAAUUUGGGAGGAUAAAGAAAGCCGUAACGAUGCGAUUCUCAUACAGCUUGAUUUUAUCAACACUUAUGGUCGUGUACCUGCUGUCGGAUAAUGUACUCGGAGACGCAAAGAUAGGCAGGUACACAUGGUUGAAGUGCACACCAGGCAGCAAAAAUGCAAACUGUGUCAAAAACCAGGGCCCGGUGAUCAAUCUGCCAGCACCUCAACGACUCCCUGCUAGAGCCACAAGAGACAUCCAUCCUGUCGAAACCAGUGAAGAGACCGAGGAGUCUGGAGAAGGCUCUGGUGACUUCCUAAGCCGGGAAGUGCGUGAAAUCAGUAUGAAAGAGUGGCCACAGCAGAGCCUAACCGAGGAAGAAGGGAGUGGCAUUGAAUAUGUAGAUCCUGAGUUGGUGCAACCCAAGCUGUCUGCUAGGGAUUUGCGUGAGGAUAAUAUGAUUGAAUGAGCUGAAGUCUGCCAGUCUAAUAUCACUUAAGUCUUGUAGAGAUUCUCAGGAUAAGAAGCCCUAAAGUCCCUAAAAUUUAUUUUUUUUAAGUUUCUUAAUAUUUGAUUCAUUUGUACUGGACUACUUUAUGGGAUGUACUGCAUGUUGAAACAGGAAGAGUGAGUUCAAAUGAUCAAGUACAUUUUUUAAAUGUUAAUUCUUUUAAGCCCCUGAAGAUCUUAUUUCUAUGAGAGUAAAUGAAUCAUUUAAAUAAUAUAUAGUAUUUUGUGCUUCACCAUCUUGUAAAAUAUUUAUGUAUCACAGUAAAUGCAGGUAUAAACUGGAAUUUAAUUUUCUUGAAUACAGAUGUUUUUACCAUUUUCUGCCACUUUUGUUUUUUUCUCUUUAUAAAUGCUGUUUGUUCUUGAGGUUUAGGAAACCAAUCCUGUGCAAUUGAUCAAAGCUUUUCUCCUAAUAUUUUGUUGAUUUGUAAUGCAUUAUUAUUAUUAUCCACUUGUCCACUUGCAAGUGCAUGAAAUCCUUUAUCACAAUAUUAGUAUUUACCUUUCAUGACAGUUUAUUCCAAUGGGUUUUAUUUUUCAAUUAAAAAGUAUAAGGAAAGGACUGCCUCUUAUCCUCACUGGUAAUUUAAUGUCUUAUAUAAAUACAGUAUAUAAGAUAUACUUGUAUGUACAGUAUAUUAGUAAAUCAUGUUAAUUUUUCACCAUAGCCAACCUUAUGACUAAUGAUUUUCUCAUGAAUAAUGCACGCAUGUGCACUUAGUUUCUGGUCUAGCAAAGUAAUGAGUGGGUUGCUGUGUGCAGAAAAGCAUUCGCUUUGGAAAGAAUUCUUUGUUUUUUAUAUCAGUGACCCAUUCUUUUUAGAUAAAAAAUUUUAAAGUCUG